This is a messenger RNA of Nematostella vectensis (starlet sea anemone), 1871 nucleotides long. Its product is annotated as transmembrane emp24 domain-containing protein 5. The record is from RefSeq and is a predicted model, not a curated record. Bases 142 to 813 code for a protein of 223 amino acids. Lineage: Eukaryota; Metazoa; Cnidaria; Anthozoa; Actiniaria; Edwardsiidae. Gene Ontology annotation, cellular component: endoplasmic reticulum; Golgi apparatus; COPII-coated ER to Golgi transport vesicle. The transcript is spliced from 3 exons. Gene Ontology annotation, biological process: intracellular protein transport; Golgi organization; endoplasmic reticulum to Golgi vesicle-mediated transport.
AUGGGACCUUACAACAUUCCAAUACGGUAGUAGAUCGCUGCGCUUCUAGCUAAAUAAGCUAGCUAAUGCGCCGUAGCUAAUAUUCAUAUACAUAGAAUUGCACUGUAGACUGUUAUUAGUGGCGUUGCUUCUAAGUCAGUCAUGCAGCUAUAUAUUGCAGGGCGAGUGUCUUGGCUUACGCUGUGUGUUGGAUUUUUUGUUCUGCAACAAACAUGGCGGCCGUCGUCAGCGCUCAAAAGUGGGUUUACAUUUCGCGUGGAUCCUGGCAAGAGGGAUUGCUUUUACGAGACGAUUAAGAGAAACGUGACUCUUGAUGUCGAAUACCAAGUGAUUGAAGGUGGAGACCUCGACAUCGGCUUCACUCUGCAGGCACCAAGCGGUAAAAUAGCUAUUGAGGAUGGUCAUCGUACUGAUGAAGCUCACUCUCUAGUGACAGAAGAGGAGGGGGAAUAUGAAUUUUGCUUCGAUAACACGUUCAGUACAGUUGCUUCCAAGGCAAUAUUUGCAGAUCUUGGAGUAGACUUUGAAGAUGACAUUCAAAAAAUGAUAGGGAUCAAAGAUGAGAACCUAGAGGAAGACUUACAUGAUCGAUUUGUGAGGACACUGGAGAAUGUGAGAGUUGAUUUAGAUAAAGCAGAACAUAUACAGAACUUUAUAAGCUCAGCUGCAGCGAGAGACUUCAGACUUGCCAAAAGUAAGGACAGCAGAGUUUUCUGGUGGUCCCUUAUACAGUCUGUUGCACUUAUAGGCGUAGCCAUUGUUCAAGUCAACGUUGUAAAACAUUUUUUUGGUGGAGGAAAGACAAGAGUAUAGCAUAGAGGGUAAGCAGUUGGGCAUAGUUGAUGGUAAGAAAACAGUCUUAAGCAUGCAUACCAACUCUCCCUUUUUAUAAAUAUUUCCCUGUUUUUUUAAUAAAAAAUCUAUUUAAAAAAACUAUGAAAAAGUUUAUUGAAUAAUGAAGGCCAGAAGUCUCUCUUUGUUUUUUAUAAAGACAUCAUAUCAAUGUACAAAGAAUAGCCAGAGUUAAGCCUAAACUCAAGAUUGUUUAAGUCUGUUUGUUGACAUGUACAAUAUAGUCAUUCGAAAGAGGUGCAACAGCUUGAGUGGUACCCAUAGCUAAUGCUUUUGGCUCACAAGGAUGAUGUAUGAAGUUAACACUUGCAGCAAUUCCGAGGGGACAUAUUGUUUUUUUAGUUCAGUUAUACUAAAACCCCAUUUCUUUUUCUCUGUUCUUUAUAUCUUUGUGUUGGAUUCCCCUUUCUAUGAUGAGGGAUAAACCUUAUGCAAAUAAAGCAAACCAUUUUAGUAUUACAUGCUUUUAAUUGUAAUUAUGGAUACAGACUUUGUACAAUAUAAUAACCUAAUUAUUUUGUGUAUACAAGUGUAUAGUUCUUCAAUGCUGAUCACAUUUGUAGGUGAAUACAUUACAAAGACUCAAGAUGUGCAGGUAUCAUAUAACCCUAACCAGACAGUGAAAGAACCAAAUACCAACCUCUACACCUAUUUCUGUGAAACCUAAACCUGCAGUUUUAUCAACUCAACUAUAUGCAAUUAUGCUUAGGUUCAAAGCUGGUAACAAUCACAGUUCUCAAGCAAAGUGCAUAAGAUUAUCAGACAUGGAAGUAUUUGAAGUUCUACAGUAGAUCAAUGAUAUCAAUAUAAUUUCUACUAUUGUGUUGCAAUUAUGGUGGCAGUGAAAUGAUUGAUCAUCCCCAUAUCUUAGAAUCGUUGUCCUGUGAGUCCAUAAAGAUAAAACUGUUAAUAAUAACAGGACAUUCCCAAUGAUGCAUAACAUUUAUAUGAAAUAUACUCCACAAGAAGAAAUGAUGAAUAUCUACACUAAACAAUAAAAAAAAAUAUUACAGCUGUGA